Arachis duranensis is the source of this 762-nucleotide messenger RNA. RefSeq lists its product as uncharacterized. The coding region runs from base 1 to 762 and encodes 253 amino acids. Lineage: Eukaryota; Viridiplantae; Streptophyta; Magnoliopsida; Fabales; Fabaceae. The transcript has a single exon. The record is from RefSeq and is a predicted model, not a curated record.
AUGACGAGAUUUGAUGUUGCACGUCUGUGGGGUUGUAGUAGUGUAGGGUGGGAAUAUGUUGCGGCUGAUGGUGCUUCGGGUGGAUUGUUGUUAAUGUGGGAUGAUUUUAUGUUCAAGAUGAAUAAUUGUUAUAAAGGGGAGAGAUGGCUGUGUGUUGAAGGGGUCUUAUUAAAGAAUAAUUUCAAUUGUGCCUUCCUUGUGGUUUACGGUCCUCAUGAUAGAGGGGACAAACUUGUUGUGUGGGAGGAGCUGAGUUAUGUUGCUGGAUUAUGUCAGUCCCCUUGUUGCUUCAUGGGAGAUUUUAAUGAGAUUGUCCAUGUAGAAGAAAGAAAAGGUGCAGGUAGUUUAACAAUAGCGGGUGAAGAGUUUAAAGACUGGAUACAGGAUAUGCAAUUGGUGGACAUACCGCUAAAUGACCGUAAGUAUACAUGGUUUAGAGGCUGUUCCUGUAGUCGGAUUGACAGAGUAAUGGUUAGCUUGGAAUGGGUUGAGGAGUUCCCUGAGACCCGACUAAGAGGAGGACCAAGGGGUUUGUCAGAUCACUGCCCAUUGAUAAUGGAAGUUACCAAGAUAAGAGACGGCCCAAGACCUUUUAGAAGCCUAGACUCAUGGUUUACCCAUAAAGGUUUUCUAAGAAUGGUUAAAGAGGAAUGGAGGGGUUUAGGGGAGAAAAAUAUCAUAGAGAAAUUAAAGGCGUUGACAGCACCUCUAGGGAGAUGGCACAAGGACAACUUUGGGGGCAUGGAUAAGAAAAUCCAGUAG